Messenger RNA from Dermacentor silvarum, 6066 nucleotides. RefSeq names its product protein germ cell-less. Gene Ontology annotation, molecular function: protein binding. The transcript has 14 exons. The record is from RefSeq and is a predicted model, not a curated record. Lineage: Eukaryota; Metazoa; Arthropoda; Arachnida; Ixodida; Ixodidae. Gene Ontology annotation, biological process: germ cell development. Bases 137 to 1564 code for a protein of 475 amino acids.
UACGAGCAGUACGUACAAGUCAAACGCUGUCGCAGCUGAUCGUGGUAGUCGGCAGCAAAGCGCAGGCUGCGGAAGUUUUGUGCCUACGGUUUCGGGCCUCUUUAGUCCCGCAUAACGCCGGUACAGCACAAUCACUAUGGGAAACAUCCUGCUAACGUCGCCUCUGGGCACAGCGGCAACGUCUUUCGCAAAACGAAAGCGGAAAUCCACAGACGAUGAUUCCUCCGGACAAGACUCGGAGUGGGCCUCGGCGCCGAAAAGAAAGAAGCUCAUGACCACAUCCCAGUACAUCUACCGCACGCUGUUCCUGGAAGGACAAAACAGCGACGUGACCAUCGUGGCCUUGGGAAUCGAUUGGUGCCUCCACAAGGUCUACCUUUGUCAGUCUCCAUAUUUUGCAAGCAUGUUCUGUGGUGAUUGGAAAGAGAAAGAAGAAGGUGUUGUGGAGGUGGGAAUUGAAGAUCCACGAAUUACCUGUGAUGCUCUGAAGAUUGUUUUUGGCUCACUCUACCUGGAUGAAAUUGUCAUUGAGCCAGGUGAUGUGAUCCCUGUGCUGGCGACGGCAACAUUGUUUCAACUGGAUGAACUCAUUCAGCUGUGCUCUGAAAUAAUGGAAGAAACAAUCAAGCUGGACACUGUUAUUUCAUAUUACGAAGUUGCUGAACAGUACGCUCUGACACGACUGAAGCAAAAGUGCUUCGAAUGGCUGGAACGCAAUCUCACGUUCCUUGUCAAUGAGGACGCCAGAACUCUGCGGCAGAUUUCCCCUGGCCUCAUGGAGCAGCUGGUCAAAUCACCUAGACUUGUUGUUGUGCAGACAGAGUUCUCACUCUACCUUAUGGUCACGGCCUGGACUUUUUUGAGAGAGCACCCUUCUUGGGAAGGCGACCUGAAGGAGUGUGCACUGGAAGCACACAAAUACUUUAGAACGAAAUCAGGGGACUGCUUCACGCAGUGUGAAGAAGGCCAGGAAUACACAGAGGUGUACCAGGGGCUGAGAAUUGAGCAUCUCAUCAACCACCCCUUAGACGUGGUGAUGAUAGAGGAAAACAACAUCUACCCAAAAGAGUCUCUAUAUCCUGUGUUCCGUAACCAGUGGUACCAAAUGCUGAGAAUUGACCAAGGUCUCGACAAGGGUCCAAGAAACAUAGCGGAAGAAGAGUUUGACAAAUGCUGCCUGCGUUGUGGCCGAAUCCUGAUGACAGACGUACAGCACAUUUGGCGGUGGACAGGCUACAACUUUGGGGUGGACCUCAUCGUUACUUACCAAACUAGGACCAUCAAAUUUCGGCGCAAUGACCGGUCAGAGCCUGAAGUGCUACGUUCAAAUGUGGCUUGGGGCCGGAGGCAUCUACUCUACCGGCUUUCAGUGUACACAUUGGGGCCCCUAGGUGACGCUGUGUUGCUGGACUCUACAGGUCUUCGGUCGAUCACUCUUGGCAGAAAUGCUGAGACCAAGGUGCUCACCAUCGAGAAGGAGUUCAAGCUUCCUAUCAUCAUCAGCGCCAACUUUCUUGUAACCACACCACUCUCCCACGAGACCACUGAGGCUGUGCAGAGCUAACUCACCACGUGCAGUUUGAUGCCAGUGAACAGCAAAAUGUGCGAAAGUUUUCUGCUGCAGGACCACUGGGCUGUGUGUGUGCUAUCUCAUUGCAUGCUGGUGUGUAAAAAUCAAAAUAUUGGCUAGCGGCAUGUGCACUUUAUUAACAGUACAAAUUAUCACCACCACAGCGGUGCUGGACACAGGGGGACAGGAGCCUGUGAACAAUGCAACUGGAAGGAAAACAGAAUCAACUUUCUGCGAUCCAUUCGUGGAAUAAGGGAUAUGUGAAAUUCCACGAGCUGAAUUUUCCUCACACCUAAGUUUCCUUAACCAAUUGGACCAAGCUCCCGCUUGCAGCACUGCCAUAGGCUAAGUGACUUGUUCUGAAUGUUUGGAUUGAGUGAAGCGCAGCAGGGAUGGUGGCACCAGCAUUGAUGCCAUAUUUCCAAUUCUAGUCCAAGGUCCGCCAUCUUGGUCAGGCCAGACAAGGUGUGUGGGGAAGCACACUUGUGGAAUUUUCUUGCAUAUUGCCUACUCAUCAGCUGCUUCAUGUCAAGAACAGUUGCAGCUUGACUCUGCAUGCAAUGCCAAGGCUAAAUUUUGGAGCCAGCAUAGGAGGUCCCGCAAUACAUGUCUUUCCUCCUUUGGUGCUUGGUUUGGUCUUGUUUCUGUGAAUGCAGCUCCACAAGAUGCAUGUUUUCGUUUGUGUGUUAUUUCUCGUGUGAGUGUGGUGGGUUAUCUUGUGUCCACGGUCUUCCACCACUGGCGGCUAUGCCAGGAAUUGGUUUGCAAGGCAACUCCCCCUUUCCCCCACUUAGCAAGGGGCGGGGGAGGGGGCGGUACACUGUAAGAGUCCACCUAGUUGACUCUUACAGAAUACCCCCCCCCCCCCCCCCAAGGCCCAUGUGUCACAAUUAAACUUCACAUUUGUCACAAUCACUUUAUGAUUUACAUCCCAAGUGCAGUGUGUCAUGUGCAGACAUGUUAGAGAAUAUGAAAGUACCAGUAAAAAUAUGUCAUUCACAGAAGUUACAAUUUGUUUGCAUCAUAAAAGCUUUUGCAAAUUCGCUCUUGAUAUGAACUACUUGAAAUUCUCAGAGUUUGUUUUAUUACUCAUAGCAGCUAGUUUCACCUGAAACUUUGUUGCUGAUGCCUACAUCACUUGCUGUUAUACCAGAUGAUGUUUUAAUUUUUGCUUGCCUCAUCUGUAAAUGUUAGUGGCACAUGCUGUCGGUGUGCACUUCAAAAGCAGACAUCUCUUGCAGUGAGAACUCAUAACCUAGUAAUAUGCUGUGCAAAAUAAUAAAAAAAAGAAUAUUUUUAGUGAUUCAAUAAAAAUUUUGUAACGGCUUUACAAAGAAAUGAAAGGUUCGCAUAGAUGCAUGUUUGCCUUGCUCUAGCAGGAUAUAUGCAAACUUGUUUACUGAGCCGCCAAUGAAAGUGAUGUAAUCAUUUGGAAACUGUAUUUAAUUUAGGGCUACAUGUGGUACCAAACAUAUGUUCUGCCACAGUUUGUAAGCUUGUAAAAUAAGAAGCUGCAUGAGCAAGAGCUCUCUUCAAGUGCUGGCAACAAUCCAAAGGUUAGGGGAUAAACCUUAUGCUGUGUAGCCAAUCCGUACUCAGCAAGUUUUGUUUACAGCAUAAAAUUUCUGGCAAUUGCCUUCUUUCUGCAUGCUCAAAAGUUUUUAUCAUGGGCAAAGAUAAAAUAAUGUGCUUCAGCAUAAAUGAAUCCCAGCGCCAUCAUAGCAUAGGGUGGCAGGUACACCCCGAUGCUUCAUUUUAUAUGCACCAAGAAUGACAGCGAACAAGACUUCUAUGGAAAUGUUAACCAGGUGUAGUACGUUAGAGGUGCUUUUGCAAUUUUGCAAAAGUGCCUGCAAUUUCUUCUAUGCUUUCAGCUCUUACUCAAACAAAUUUCCAUCUCCUGUAAGAAGCAUUUAGAUAUAAGUGGUUCACAGCAGUUGUAGUAAGGCAGAGGAGAGGGGCUACUGAGAAAUGGGCACAGCACUACUAGGACAGCAGCCACAUGUCGGUGGGGUCAAGGUCACACUAGCAGAUAGUACGCAGUGCAACAUUGCGAUCACUGCGUGGAUGUGGAACUGAAAUUGGUUGCUGCUCAGUGUAAGGCCAUCCGUGUUAGAUCUUGAAGGUCUCUGAGGCAAGCUGGGUAUGUGCACAGGUGUUGAAAGGCAAUGUCAUAAAGUUCAACAGAGGUGCAAAGCGCAGAUGAGGGGUACAGGUAGAUGAAGUCAUGUUGGAGAAGAAAAUGAAACUUGUUGUCUGGAACAGAGGAAAGCUUUAUAGAAAAAAACAAAAAACUGAGUGUUAGCAACAAAAAAAGGAGCAAGAGCUCAGGGCAUGGUAUUGUUGAGAAGCAGCAUCCGAAGACCAAUUAGUUGCAAUAGCGCUAAGAAUGGGAGUGGUGAGCAUGACAUCAAAAGCAGCAAUGGGCCUUUCAGCAGGCUGAGCCAGGGCUUGAACUCUCCCCGAAAUAAUUUUUUAAACACUUUUGUCUCUUCUGAAUGGAAUUUUCAUUCUGUGAAGUUUGCUGAUUAUUUUGUAAUAUUGGCGUAAGAGCACUUAAUAUUGUUGAUGACAAGUAUAGAGUAGGUUUUAUUGGUCUAGAGGGCCUUUCGAUUGGCACACCCAGUAUAAAAAUAUUGCCCCUGAACUCCUUGUAAACAGCGCAUUUUGCUUCCAGUAAAAUAUUUACACUUGUUUCUGGCCACAGUGACCUCACCUAGCUGACAGUGAGGCGAUGUUAGCCCAAUAAAGCACUUAGCAAUUAGAAUUGCACCCAGUUAGAUUUUGUAAUGUGCCUGUGCUGUGAUAAUCUGCCAAGAGGGAAAUAAAGCAAGCUGUGACACAUGUUAGCCUUAAACGUAAUGACACCCUCAACACAAACAUUCUUAAUAUACGCUUCGCAAAAAAAAUUAAUUUAUUAUGAGCCCAAAAUAUUAUGCUAGCAGCCAGCAGAAGGCAUAAUUUUAGUUUCAUUAACUUGCACUGUACAGAUAUCUUUUAACCCUGAUGCAGGUUUAUCUUCUGCGGUAUUCAUUAGAUCAUCACAAAUGGCUUCAUGUCCCAUGUCACAUUUUUAUUUGUCAAAAGUGAAAACUGCACUUGUAAUGUUAUUCAUUGUUGUCAGCAAACUUUAGUAUCUGUGAUGCAUGAUUUUUUUUUUUUUUUCGCUGAAUUGCUCAGCGUUUGUGUUUUUUUGGUGUUAAACUAAUGUAAAGAAAAGGAGAGCACGAUUAGUGUGUUUUGGUGUUAUACUAAUGUACUAUACUACGAUUAUGCAAUGCACAUGUGUUAGAUUUUGUGCUAUUUUUCAGUUGUGUGAUAGAUGUGUCAUGUAUUUCAAGUUGUGUGUGUGGUUUUCUUUGUUUUUGUUUUUUCCCUAAACAAUCUCUUGUUCUGUUCUACAUUAUUCAUAUGCAUAGCAACUUCACAAUAUGCAAGGUGGCAGUUUUUGAGUAAGUGGCUGAACGAUUUCUGAAUACCAGAAAAAUAUUGCUUCUACAGUGUUAAAAUUUUAUUGCAACAAAAAGAUUUUUCUGUUUAUUUGCAUGCAGUAAAUUUUUAAAAAAAAUUUAGUGCCCCCAUUUUGCAUUGCUGGGUUUGUUACCAAUUAUUGGAAUGCUAGGCCAGGAUAAUGUAACAUUUCUAUUCCAGUGCCAUUCCUUGUUGCGCUUCUUCAGUGGUUAGAGCAGUGCUCCACCUGCGUGCUCCAUCAGCGGGAUCAGCUGGCCAUGAAAGGUGGAUAAGACUGGUGUAGAAUCAAGGGAUAGGAACCGCUACAUUACACUGGCCCUAGUUUGCUUAGCUACUGUGGUGCCAUUGUGUUUCGUUACCUUUAACAUGCAAUGGCGGUGGUAUAAAAAUUCAGCAUGCAGAUUGUUUAGUGAGCAUGGACUGCUUAUUCUGCAUGUUUGUGGCAGAAAUGCUGUUUGGUGUUGUGCUGUUUCAGUGCAAAUGUUGACAUUAUCCAUGAAAGAGCUCGCCCGUUAAGUAAUUUGAGAUUGAGUUGCAUGACCUGUAUAUGGCGAGACAAAGUGCCUUGCCAGUGACGAAAUGUUUGGAGUUGUGAUGCUGAGAAUCUGCUUUUGUAUUUACACUUUGUUUCCUUGGCGUUUUUCGACGUGCAAGUGUCUUGAAGCAUUUGCAGAACUAUUUGUGACGUGAACUACUGUUUGAAGAGGUUUGUGCUUGUUUGAAGAGGUUUGUGCUUGUUUUUUAUGCGUGUGUGCACCGGUGUAGAAGAAUUCUUUUGUUGUUGUUGUUGUCUACGGUUGUGCAGGCGCGCACAUUUCUACAGUUGUAUAGGUGCAUCCAUUUUUACGUUUUGUUGCAAGUCCAAAUGCCUGGACUUGGAUAUUUGUAAUAAAUAUUAGGCAUUUAGGUCAUGAAGCUUCACAACAAAGGGCAUAAAGUGGAAGUAUAUGGGCUAGUAGCCAAUGACUGAAAUUUAUUUGUUGGUCCUUCUUUUACAGCAUAACAAAUGUACAUUUCACAAGUCA